CAAACUCAAUGAGCUGGGCAGUAGUUCAUCCAUCACUUUCAUGUUGCAGAAGAACAAGUUCAUUCUCAUUCAUUCUGUUGACUUGUUCCGCAAUAGUAAAGGCAUUCAUUCAUUGAUCUAUUCACCAUGAUGACAAUUCCUGUUUCCUCCAUUGCCAAGACAUGGCAACACUACCGAGGCACCUUGUCUUGCAGCCCCAAGGCGAGAGCCAUUCUCAGCAUGGCUUUGGCGAGUGCCAUUCAUUUUGCCGGAUAUGAAUACGCCAGAACUGGGACAUUGACGCUCGUCACGUCGGAACGAACGGGCUUUUCCAAUUCUUCCGUUGUGCCCUUUGCCUUGGGAUUUGUCAGUCCGAUAUCGUUGCUACUGCUGUGGCUCUACGCCAGAAUGCUAGACUACUCGGGACCCAACAUUGCCUUGCGGAACUGCCAUCUCGCAUACGCAUUGAUUCUCUGUCUAGGUGGACUUUUCCUACAAGCCAUUGAUCCAGUACUACUACCUCUCAACAUGUAUCAUCAAUGCAGUCGAUUCUUCCUAUUCGCACUCUUUGUGCUCGAAAAUGGAUUUGUGCAAUUGCUCUUUACACAACAUUGGGCAUUUAUGAGUUCCAUUCAGACGCGAGAACAAGCCGCGAUCUGGUUUGCACCCAUUGCUGGAAUUGGAUCCAUUGCAUCCACGGCUGCUGCAUUUACCGUCGCGCCAUUGACCGAUUACAUGGGAUUGCCCGCAUUGCUCAUUUUAGCAGGAAUUAGUAUUGGCGCCAGUGCCUUUUUUGCCAUGGAUGCCUACCAUUUGGCAGAGCAGCACGGAUUCGAACCAUCACCCAAAGAAAAUGAAAAGAAAACCAUUGCCAAGAAUGAUGGCAAGAAUCUAUUCCAACGAGCCAUUGCGCUCUUUCAAAGAGUGCCCUUGCUCGGAGCGCUAUGCUUUGAAGUUAUCUUCUCCCAAGCACAAUCGUCCUUGCUCAAUUCACUCUUUGUACUCAAACUCAAAGAUUCCAUUCCGGAAGACGACGAGAGAGCAAGGUAUACCGGAAAUUGUUAUGCCUGCAUAAACGGAUUCAGUGGAGUGCUACAGUUUCUUGUACUGCCAUUCUUGGCCAGACGACUCAACAAUCGACAAUUGUGGCUCGUCAUGCCUACCAUCAUGACGGUUUGUGCUGUUUUCAUCAGCCUGCAACAUGCCGGGAGUAUUCACUCCGUGUCGGGAUCUUUUCUUCUUAUGAAAGCCAUGGAGUAUUCCGUACGAGGAGUAACAACAGAAAUGGUUUACGUGAAUUUGGACUACGAAAGUCGAUUCCUGGGCAAAGAGAUUAUUGGCGUCUUUGUGAAUCGUGUGGGCAAGUCGUUGGUAGCGAUUGGUCUCUCCCUUGUGACCGUCUACUUUGGAUCGCAGUCAGGGUUGCAGUAUCUGUCAUUGGCGCUGGUGGCAGUGGCUGCUGGAUGGCUCUUGGUGACGUACCGAUUGACAACCUUUCUCGAGGAUUCACCUUCAAAAGAGAAGCAACAAUACCGGAGUGCGCCGGCAGCAACAUCCAAAUCCAAGAAAGAGUAGAAAUCUGUAGAACGAAAGAAAAAGCAAGGAGGUUUGGUCGGAAGCAGCAACUUUGCCCUUGUGCACGUGUGCAUGGCUGGUCCGUCGAAGGCCACAGACACAUGGCCGCGGAGGAUGCUUCAUGCAUCAUCAGACCACGUCAUUGGCAUGUACCAUGCAGAAGCCCGAAUCAUUCAAAAAUUGAAUCGAGAUGAACUCCGAUCUUUCAAGACCUGAUGAUUACAGUUAGGUCGAGGCCGUCCAGGUUUGCGUUCCCGGCUUCUUGGUGCAUGUUUCUAUUGCCUGCUGAAUAUUUUCCAUUCAAUGAACAUUCAAUGAAUGGAUACACUUUGCUAUGUUCUACCUUUCAAGCGUGUAUAAAUCUGCAUUAUGCUUCUUGGUGUGUAUAGUCGGCUCCUAAUCGACGGGCAUACCGGUACCCGCGAACAUAUCGA
Messenger RNA from Seminavis robusta, 1988 nucleotides. The record is from the annotation of a GenBank genome assembly. Lineage: Eukaryota; Bacillariophyta; Bacillariophyceae; Naviculales; Naviculaceae.